Procambarus clarkii (red swamp crayfish) is the source of this 3902-nucleotide messenger RNA. RefSeq names its product protein glass. Gene Ontology annotation, molecular function: DNA-binding transcription factor activity, RNA polymerase II-specific; RNA polymerase II cis-regulatory region sequence-specific DNA binding. The record is from RefSeq and is a predicted model, not a curated record. Lineage: Eukaryota; Metazoa; Arthropoda; Malacostraca; Decapoda; Cambaridae. Gene Ontology annotation, biological process: regulation of DNA-templated transcription.
AUGGACACUUGUUACGUGCCUAACAACCCGGCCUACACCGAUUGCUGGAGGCCCCUGUCGCCCGCAUGCGGCCAGGCGCCUACACUCACCUCCCUGCGGCCAUUAGCGGCCUCCAGCCCGCCGCAGCACCCGCCGCCAGCAUAUCCGCCGCCUCGAUCGCCACUCCCAACCUACGUCCACACAGAUGACUUCCCGCCAACCAGGACGCCUCCAGAGGCCUCCAGCGAUAACCUGUACACUGCUACGCUCCAGACUCACUCCAGUAUGAGCUCCUUCCCGGCGCUCUUUGACUUGGAGCCGCUGCCCAACUUCGUCACUCUCUCCCCACACGCCCCCUACAACAGGGAGGUGAGCAGCAUGCUGGGGAAGGAGAAAGGGGACCACAUGGCGGACGUGUUGCUGUCGCUGAAGCACGCAGUGGUCCACCCGCACCAGACACUACCCAGCAUGAUGGGGGGCAUGGGCACAGGCGGCUGCUACACGACAGGAGGCUACCAGGACGCUGCCUACUCCGCCCCCGGCGCCCAUCACGUAUUUCCCGCCAUGAGUGUCAAUGUCUCCAUGAACAUGACUAUGGGCGUCUCCAACGUCAACAUGGGCUACUCCCCGGAGCAGUCCUUACAGCAUCAGUGGGCGACCAGCUGUUCCGGUCCACAGACCUCAUCAGUCUCUCCCGUCGGGAGUGUAGGGUACCCGCAGCACUCCGCCCCUGGCCUAGUCAGUCCUCUACCCAUGUCCUACAGCGGGUCGUGCAGCCAAGGGUACGGCGUGGGGUCGUACUCGUGGAGCGGUGACCUUCGACCUGACCAUCCAGCGAUGCCGACCUUCGAUAGGGACCUUUGUCUGCGGUCGCCGCCCCUCCGUCCUCGUCCUGGGUCGCCCUGCGUCCCCUCCUACCACAAUACCACCCCCACCACACAAUUCUCUUUGUAUCCCCCUACAGGCGGGCAGCUGUCGCCGACGCUGUCCGCCCUGCGUCGGCGCCCCUCCGUCGGUGGCGUCAUGACCAUGUCCGGCCUCUCCUGCAACACCACCCUCGACAUCUCCAAGCCUCUCCUGACGGACGGACUCAAGCCUAACCUCUGUAGGAUCUGUGGCAAGACCUACGCCAGACCUUCCACCCUCAAGACGCAUCUUAGGACUCACAGCGGAGAGAAACCCUACAGGUGCAACGACUGCAACAAAUCGUUCAGCCAGGCAGCCAACCUGACGGCGCACGUGAGAACUCACAGCGGCGAGAAGCCAUUCCGCUGCCCCAUCUGCGACCGCAAGUUCUCCCAGUCAUCCUCCGUCACCACGCACAUGCGCACACACUCGGGCGAGCGACCCUACCGCUGCAGGAUGUGCAAAAAAGCCUUCAGCGACUCGUCCACGCUCACCAAACACUUGAGGAUUCACUCCGGCGAGAAACCCUACCAGUGCAAACUCUGUUUACUCCGCUUCAGUCAGUCUGGAAACCUCAACCGUCACAUGAGAGUCCAUUCGCAGACCUCUUGAGGCUGCUGACGACCCCCUCAACUCUCCACCUGUCUGCGUCACGUCCCGUCUGCUUGAGGCUUCCGGCGUCACUCUGUGCCACAGUGGGAUCUGUGGCACCUCUGUGGGACCUGUGGGAUCUAUGGAACCUGUGGGAUCUGUGGCACCUGUGGGAUCUGUGGAACCUGUGGAAUCUGUGGCACCUCUGUGGGAUCUGUGGGACCUCUGGACGCCAUCUUCCACUCUUCGGGUCCUCUUGGGCAGCAGCCUCACUAGCGACUGUUUAAGGGACUAUACGACGCUUUUCUCAUUUUUUUUUUUACAUUUCACUGGACAUUGGAGUGAUACCACCAGCUGUUUGGGACAUUUUCAUCGCUAUGUUGCUAAGGUGCAUCAAAGGGAAUAUGAACCCUGCUCUCCGCUACCGAGGUGUUAUGAAUGCUAUUUGCUCUGCUGCGACGUCAUCCACGCUGUCAAUGUAUUCUGAGACCUUUGAACACUACCCUCUGCUACGAAAAGCUGACUAAACACUAUUUCCAUAACUGUAGAAAUCUUGAACAGUUCCUACCAGAAUAAUACCCUAAGGUACCACCUGAAAGACGCUCCCAAUACCAGCUACCAACAACAACAGCUUCGUCCCCUCUCCCGUUGUUUCCGUUGUAACCACUCAGCACACCUUCAUCCUGCUUCCAGUUAGUUUACCUGUGGUUGGGCACCAUUCCUUCCCCCGUCCCAUCCAAAAUCCUUACCCUAACCCCUUCCCAGUGCUAUAUAGUCAUAAUGGCUUGGCGCUCUCCUCUGAUAGUUCAAUUCAAUUACCCGCUUGCAGGGUAGCAGGCCGUCGGGGUACUGGCCACACAUCUUUAACAAGUAGACAUGGAACGUUUACGCUUAUUUUUCAGCUGGUUAAAUCAUUUAUGCCGCUUCCAAGCGCUUCACCAGGCAGGCCAGGGCAACUACACCCCCUGGUAAACUGAGCCACGGGUCCUGCUGCUCAUGGGGUUGUAAAUACCAGGAAUAUAGAAGAAUGUUGGCGGCGUGUGGGAGGUGAUCUUUCGAUUGUGCCUGUGUGAGCGGGGCCCUCAUGGAGGCACUUGCUCAUGUUGUCACCUAUAUGUCGAAUUCACUCAUUAUAUACUCUUCAUAAAUUAAACUAAGAUUUUCCGAAUCUGUUAAGGCCAGUUAAUCUCUCCCUGUAUAUCUAAGUUAUAAUCAGUGCCUUUUCCUCCUCCUCCCUUCUUUAAACUAUUCUGUUAAUCUUUCCAUUUCAAUCAAUCAAUUCCUCACCGUUUUUUAAAUUAUCAGCGCUUUUGUCUGUCUCAAUCAGUUUCUCAUUCUAUGUAAACAAAGAUGUCACAGAAUCACGUCCUUCUCUAGAAUCAGCUCCUUUCAGUACCUGGUCUGGUAGUAACAAUGAAAUAAAGUCUGGUCACUUACGAGGAACUUGACUACCCAAGAGAGAGAUCGUGUGUAGGUGAACCUGGCUCAGUCAGUGACGGGCUGGUCUACGGUAGGUGAGACUAGUGUAGGUUAGAGACCCCAACUACCACAACACUUCCUACUACCUGCUUGUGUACCACAGUCACUACUACAAUCGACACAACCACCGGUAAUACCACAAUUUCCUCUACUGAACAACCUAAUACCAAAGACUCACAACAACAUCCUACACCACAAUCCCUGUGAUGGUAGAGGGUGUAGUAAAUACACCCAAUACCCUUGGUGAUGAAAGGGGAGAAUCAAAGACCUCAGACGCCUGCUAUCCUCCUGGCAUCUCCAGGUGAACACAAGCGAGGUCUGACUCGACUCAUCCAAGAUGGACCUGCCGACGGCAACUCAGAUCCCGGUCUUGUCGUUUCCACCUUCGUAUGUAGUCUCAACAUCUUGACGUUCUUGUCUUGCUUCAGUAGCAAAGCUGAAUGUUGUCUACCCCACACUAAGACUAAUACCAGUGUACAUCAAACCCUAGGUGACUCUCGGAGCGGAAAAUCAAUAAAUUGGGUUCAGGAAUGGCGGCCAGGCUUGGCAACCACGCAGGCUACUGGCUCUUUCCUUGAACUCCUGGCCAAUCAGAGAGGAGCGCCAGUCUGACGUUCAGGCUGGCGGCUCGGUAGUGUAAAUAAUAGCAAAAAAAGACUUGGUUCUUGUCAUUGUCCCCACCUUACAUUCACUCUGAGUAGUAGAGUGUUGUCACGAACUUGGAGGAUGUGAAAGUUGGUGGUAAGGGGACUAGCUGAAGUGUACACAGACCCCGCUAUGAGGGGAGAAGGGCGGCGCGCGGGAGGGGACGGGGCUGCCGGCCUACGCAUAAACGUUCUAAUACUCAGGACUGUGAAUAUGGGCUAGAACAACGAUCUUUUUUCAUAAUAAAUGCUGCAUGUUAUAUACCAAAGAAGUGUAAUUCUAUGAAUAAAGUUAUGCAUGUG